AUGGAUGUGGAUGACUAUUAUGAAGGAAGAAAGUUGAUAAAAAGCAUGUUAAGCAAUAGGAAAAUUCUUCUUGUCCUUGAUGAUGUGAGUGAUAUAAGCCAACUUGAAAAUUUGGCUAGAAAUCAAAGAUGGUUUGGCAAAGGGACCUUAAUAAUAAUAACAACUGGAGACAAGUAUUUGUUAUUAUCACAUGGUUUAUCUACUUCUUAUGACAUCAAAUUCUUGACCGAUGAUGAAUCUCUUGAACUUUUCCAUCAAAAUGCUUUUAAAGGAAGUAAGCCGAGUAAAGCUUUUUUGGGGCUUUCUAGAACUGUGAUUCAAAAUGCUAGUGGCCUUCCUUUGGCACUCAAAGUUUUGGGUUCUUUUUUUUGUGGAAGAACUAUAGAGAAAUGGAAGGAUGCGCUUGCUAAGUUGAAGAAGGUUCCUCCAAAUAGCAUUUUGAAGAUACUUAAGGUGACUUUUGAUGAAUUAGAUCAUAGGGAAAAGACUAUAUUCUUGGAUAUUGUUUGCUUUUUCAAUGGGAUGGCCAAAGGCCCUGUCAUACAAAUUUUAGAAAUUUUGGAUGAGGAUCUUCACCCAACAAUUGGAAUAGAGGUUCUUAUUGACAAAUCACUGGUAAUCAAUUCAGAAGGGUAUUUGUGGGUGCACCAUAUACUUCGAGAUAUGAGUAAAUAUAUAGUCUCUCAAGCAUCACCUAAUGAUGCUGGCAAGCGUUCUAGGAUAUUGUCUUUGAAGGAUGCCAAUGAUGUAUUAGAAGGAAAUAAGCGGACAGGAGCAAUUCGGCGUAUAGUCAUAAUAGUAGAAGAAACAUUUAAUGCACUUUGGAAUCCUGACGCCUUCUCAAGGAUGAUCAAUCUCAAAUUACUUGUCAUUUCAAGCCGCUCACAUAUUUCUCAUUGUCAUUUGAAUCUUUCGCGUGGAAUUAAGUCCCUUCCCAAUGGGCUGAAAGUCUUAGCAUGGGAUGGGUAUCCUUUAGAUUCUCUGCCCAAUCAAACAAAACUCCAUGAACUUCUUGUUCUAAAAAUGCAACAUAGCAAGUUAAAAGAACUUUGGAGGGGAGCACGGUUACACCAGUCUCUUGGGCAACAUAAGAAUCUUGUUAUUGUUAAUUUGAAAGGCUGCAAAAAAGUUAGAACCCUUCCAAGAAAAUUUGAGAUGGAUCGCUUAAAGAUUUUUGCUCUAUUUGGUUGUUCAAAAAUUAGAAAACUUCCUGAGUUUGAAAGGGAUAUGAAAUGUCUCUCUACACUUGAUUUAGAGAACACUGCUAUAUCCAAACUACCUGAAUCAUUAGGCAAUUUGAUUGGUCUUGUUGAAUUAAAUUUGACGGGUUGCACAAAUCUUGUUUGCCCUCCAAAUAAUGUUCGUAAAUUCAUAGCUAGGGAGAUUAUCAAAAUUUUGGGUUGGUCAAACCUUUCAAGGAUGCCAGAGGAUUUGAAUGAAAAUGGGACUUUUGGAAGUGCUUGA
Molecule: messenger RNA, 1464 nt
Organism: Prosopis cineraria
Lineage: Eukaryota; Viridiplantae; Streptophyta; Magnoliopsida; Fabales; Fabaceae
Product: disease resistance protein RUN1-like
Exons: 3
Coding region: 1-1464 (487 amino acids)
Biological process (GO): defense response
Molecular function (GO): ADP binding
Source: RefSeq, a predicted model, not a curated record